Pelagomonas calceolata is the source of this 2441-nucleotide messenger RNA. NCBI's taxonomy places the organism in Eukaryota, Pelagophyceae, Pelagomonadales, Pelagomonadaceae. The record is from the annotation of a GenBank genome assembly.
UGGUGACCGCACCACCAGUACCCGGGGAGCACCUUGUAAAGCUAGAGCUAGCCUAGAAAGCUAGAGCUAGCCCUGGGCAUACCAAGUCAGUUCAGCGCAGGAUGGCGGAGCUAGAGAGCGAUGAUUGUGGUAAUGCCGCGUGUGUGAUUUCUGCCUUUUACUAUCUCGGCACUUAGGUUCAACGCCAUCUUUGAGCUUGUUAGUAGAUUCUGGAUCGUGUGUGCACGCGUGAGCAGUCCAGUUAGUCGCGAUAUUCACUAUUCUCGCCGCAGGCGGACUCUAGACCCGAACGCAGCGCGAUGUAGCCAGGCCCGUGUGCUUAAAGAACUUACAUAUUUGAUAUUGUAAAUCAUGUAUGAAGGUGAUGCCACAGCGACACGACCGGCAGACUCGUUGCUCAGUUUGGAUACCAAGGCGGAACUGCCUAUCUCGGCUUCGUGCGCCCCGGUUCCUACACUUGUGGGAUCCAUCACCGCCGGUGUAGCAAGUGGGGUCUGGGGCAUGACACAACAAGCUGCAAAAUCGGGCAACCCAUCACUAACAUCAGAGUUUGAGUAUAAAUUCAAGUCCGUGUCCCCAUCAGAGACAUCGGAGCAGCAAGUAAGACCGCAAUCGGGUAGCUACAGUGGCUACUUUCUCCUGCAGCUGCCAGGAAGGACCGCACCAGUGAAAGUUGUAGAGAAUGCCAUGUCUUUGGAAUUCUCUUUAAAUAUUGCAGGCAAGCUUAAUGUGCGUGGUCACGGAGAAAAUCGCUAUGGUCCCUUCUCAAUUUCUGGUACCUGUGACAAUGAUGGUCGUAAUCUUGAGCUUGCGCGCGUUUAUGCACCCAAAAGUGCUCAGACUGCCAAGCCAAAAACAUCGUCAGCUGUGCGCAAGCCUAGUGGCAAGGAUUUAACUCGUGUUCAGGAAGCACUAAAAAGGUCGGACGAUCAAGCUGUUGAAAGUUCAACUUUGUUAGGUAGAAGCGAGUCAGUUGGGGCCGAAACAGACGGAAAACGUUCCACUCGUGCGCGCAAAAUGCCAUCACACCUUCGUGACGAACCAUUCCCCGGGAGUAUUUCAAGUAGUUUCCCAUCAAAUGAGCCAUUCAAGCGCUGCAAUGCCAUCGUUGCGUCACUGGAGCGGUCAACUGGCUCAGGCUGGUUUUUGACGCCCGUAGAUGCGAUCACGCUUGGGGUACCCCACUACAGCGCAAUUAUCGACUUGCCCAUGGAUUUGGGUACUGUAAAGCACAGCCUUGACCGUGGCUUGUACUCCGAUCCACAUGCUUUUGCUACAGAUAUGCGCCUUGUAUUUCGCAAUGCCAUGACUUUCAAUAUUUUACCAGAGGCACCUGUUCAUGAGGCCGCACGUGACCUUCAUGUGAAAUUUCAAGACCAACUCAAGGGCCUCUGGAAGCAUGCGGCCGGCGGCACUUUGGCUGGUGCCAAGGCUAGAGUAGGGGGGCUAAAGCGUGAUGCAGAUCUUGACUUGGACGGUGGUACCAAACGUGGCAAGGUCACGAAUGGAAAAGGUACAGGCAAGAAAAGUGGCAAGGGUAAAAAGUAUCCACGAGACGAUGACAUUUCUACUCUGCCUUCGGGGACUGGUAUGGUACCAGUAGCUGAUCUCAUCAACAUGCAGCGCCAAAUGGAAUCUAUGCAAGCAACUAUCGCUGCUCUACAGAAGCAGGCCUCACAAACUGAGGUUCAAGUGCAGAUGAAUAUGGAGCUUGGCGUCGGGACAGCAGCUCCAUCUGCUUACAGCUCAUCCAAAGUACCUCGCUUUGCUAAGCCCCUCACUUUUGACGAAAAAGAGGCCCUCUCUGAUGACAUUAAUGCCCUGCCCCCGGACAAACUUGCCCAUGUUGUAAAAAUCGUCCAGGAGUCAAUGCCACUAAGAGGCCGCCAUGAUGAUGAUGAAAUUGAAGUUGACAUCGAAACCCUUGACAAUGACACUCUUCGCCACCUCCAAAAGUACGUCAAAGCUUCACUGAGUAAGAAACGAACGAGCAUUAAAAAAAAAGUUCCGCCGCUGCAAGUGCCAUCGACUCAGCCCGACAUAUCGCUCACAACCGAUGAACGCACUCUUGCAUCGGUCGCCUUUGGGAAUCCCGGCCUAGGAUCGGGCCUGAACUCAGAUGAGGACGAUGACGAACUCGCUUAUGACGUGCUUGGUGCUUAGUUCAGGCAGCACUAAGCCACAAAUUUCUUACUGGCAUGGUCCAAAUAGAAUCGCUGCCAUCAAUCUACUUGCACGUCCACUCGGACCUCAAUUAAUAGGACGAUAGGAAGAUUGGGACGCAAUUAUUCCCAACAGCCUGUCUUAAGCCUUCAGUAAUUUCGCCGGGUGAAUCAGAUGGGCGAAGAUUAAGCAGGGCCGGACCCCGGAAAUUCCCUAGCAGCCCUAUAUGGAUAUGGAACGGUAGGAAAUAAUUAGUGGAUAAUUAGAGACCGAUUCAA